Molecule: messenger RNA, 729 nt
Organism: Brassica oleracea var. oleracea
Lineage: Eukaryota; Viridiplantae; Streptophyta; Magnoliopsida; Brassicales; Brassicaceae
Exons: 3
Coding region: 1-729 (242 amino acids)
Source: RefSeq, a predicted model, not a curated record
AUGGAAGAUGUCCUACCUCGAGCCACGGCGCAGGUCAAAUGGGAAGAAGAUGUCCCAGCCGCGCUAAGGCGCAACAAAAGCAGGAUCCCAAGACGAUCAGAUCAGACCGAAUCGAGCGAGACGAGAAACCCUCUCAAAGACCAGCCAGUGACUCCGGAAAUCAAAGCCGGGGCCAAGAGCCACCUAAGCAAGGACACAACGGGAAAGCCCAUUGAAUCUGCUCCCGUCUCGCCACCUCGACAGGACCGAGUGAUUCAUGUCAUAUCGGGCGGUUCGGGGAUCAGCGGCAUAAGCCAGGCAGCCACGAAGAAAAGCACCUGGAACGCCAAGCACGGUCUAGUGGCAGCCAAGCCAAAACGCCUACUCCUAGGUACGGACAAAAUAAGUUUCACAGCCAAGGAGCAGGAGAAAGUUCUCACCCCGCAUCACGACGCCCUGGUCAUAUCGUUCCCUGUAGCGAAUUGCCUGGCCGCAUACAAGGAUCUGGGGCUGGAGAAAAGCGCUCUAACUCGGAGGAUAACCCCGCUUAUAGGGUUCAGCGGAGAAGUCAAACAAACCGCCGGAGUGGUUAUCCUCCCCGUAUACGCUGAAGGGAUCAACAUGUCAACCAAGUUCCUCGUUGUUGACUGCGACUCGUCCUACAAUAUGAUCCUAGGACAGCCAUGGAUUCACGGCAUGGGAGCCGUCCCUUCGAUUCUUCAUGAAAUGGUGAAAUUCCUUACACCCUGA